Cajanus cajan (pigeon pea) is the source of this 1158-nucleotide messenger RNA. RefSeq lists its product as uncharacterized. The record is from RefSeq and is a predicted model, not a curated record. Gene Ontology annotation, molecular function: zinc ion binding; nucleic acid binding. Lineage: Eukaryota; Viridiplantae; Streptophyta; Magnoliopsida; Fabales; Fabaceae.
AUGGCCACCAACUACAAUAUUGUUUGGUCCGGUCCCAAAUUAGAUGGAAAACUGGAUUACAAUUAUUGGGCAUUAUUGAUGUCCACCCAUUUGAAAGCUCAUAAUAUUUGGAGCUUUAUUGAACCAGGCUUACAACAAGGAGCAGAUGAUGCAACUAAAAGGAAGGACCAGUUGGCGCUAUCACAAAUUCACCAAGGUGUAGAUUAUUCAAUUUUUGGCAAAAUAGCAAAUGCCAAAACAGCCAAAGAAGCGUGGGAUAUUUUGAAGCUAUCAUACAAAGGAGUAGAGAAAGCUCAAAAAUCCAAGUUGCAAUCUUUGCGACGGGAAUAUGAAAAAUAUGAAAUGUCGAAUUCUGAAUCCGUGGAACAAUAUUUUUCACGAGUUACAGAUCUCGUCAACAAAAUGAGAGUAUAUGGAGAAGAUAUUCCUGAAAGCAAGGUGGUGGAGAAAAUUCUACGCACCAUGCCGAUGAAGUUUGAUCAUGUGGUGACUACAAUAAUUGAGUCCCACGACACAGACACCAUGACAGUUGCAGAAUUGCAAGGUAGUAUUGAAAGCCAUGUGAGCAGAAUCUUGGAGAAAACUGAAAAAGGAAAUGAAGAAGCAUUGAAAAGCCAGGUGAAUUUUACCAACAUAGCAGAACCCAGCCGAAGUGAAGACAGUAGAGAUCGUGAAGGAGGAAAUAUAAAUUUCAAAGGAAGAGGCCGUGGUAGUUUCAGAGGAAGAGGUCGUUGUAAUUUUAAUCAACAAUGGAGAGACAACAAUUUCAGGCCACUUAAUCAAGGAAGAGGUGGACACAAUUUCAGAUCUUCCAACCGUGGAAGAGGAAGAGGCAGCUUCACUAACCAGGAGAGGACAAAUUUCAAUUGCUACCACUGUGGAAAAUUCGGGCACAGAGCUGCAGAUUGUAGAUUCAAACAACAAGCAAAUAUAGCAGAAAAUCAAUAUAAGCAUACUGGUGAGAGUUCUGAUAGUCCACAAACCUUACUUCUAGUAGCAAAUAAUUUUUCAGGCGAUGGAGAUAUUUGGUACCUAGAUACUGGCUGCAGCAACCACAUGUGUGGGAAAAAGGAGUUAUUUUUCUCACUAGAUGAAACGGUAAAAUCUACUGUGAAAUUUGGAAAUAAUUCUAACAUUCCGAUUUUGGGAAAAGGUUGA